CCUGCAUGCCCUGCUCCUCUGUGAGGGCCUCUUUGACCCCUACCAGACCUGGCGGCGCCAGCACAGUGGGGAAGUCAUCAGCUCCAAGGAGAAGAACAAGUACAAGUUCCCUCCUGCGGCUUUGCCUUGUGAAUUCAACGUCUUCUUUCAAGAAACCCUGAAGGAUGCAGACCUCCUGCCUCCUAUGCUGCUGCUGCGACUCAUCCACCUCUUUGGCGCCAUCCUUGCAGGAGGGAAGGAGAACGGACAGAUGGCUGUGAACACUGGCGCUGUGCAGGGCCUGCUGGGUGUAGUCCGGGACUGGGGGCAACGGCCAGCCCAGGACCCCCGCCUAGUGCUGCUGGCGCUAGAGGCCCUGGUGGGUGCGAUCCAUGUUCUGCAUGCCAGCCGCACACCUCACCGCGGGCCAGAGCUCCGCGCCCUGCUCGAGGGCUACUUCCGAGUUCUUAAUGCUGACUGGCCAGCGGGGCCAAGCCCAGGCCCUGAAGAGGCCCUCAUCACUCUACGGGUCAGCAUGCUCGAUGCCAUUCCCAUGAUGCUGGCCUGCGAGGACCGGCCAGUGCUGCAGGCCACCUUCCUCAGCAACAAUUGCUUUGAACACCUGAUCCGUCUCAUCCAGAAUAGCAAGCUGUAUCUGCAGACCCGGGCGCCCCCUGAGGGGGACAGUGACCUGGCUACCCGGUUACUGACCGAGCCCGAUGUCCAGAAGGUACUGGACCAGGACACAGAUGCCAUUGCAGUCCACGUCGUCAGGGUGCUGACCUGCAUCAUGAGUGACUCUCCCUCAGCCAAGGAGGUGUUUAAGGAACGCAUCGGCUACCCUCAGCUUCACGAGGUUCUGCAGAGCCACGGUCCCCCCACUCAGCGGCUGUUGGAAGAACUACUUAACAUGGCUGUGGAGGGUGACCACAGCACGUCGCCGCCGCCACCAAUCCGCAACGAGCAGCCGGUGCUGGUGCUGAUGCAGUGGCUGCCGGCACUGCCCACGGCCGAGCUGCGGCUCUUCCUCGCGCGACGCCUCUGGGGGCUCUGUGACAGCUGCUCUGCCAGCCGUGCCACCUGUGUGCAGGCAGGCCUGGUGGACUGCCUGCUGGAGACGCUCAGUGCAGGGGUGGCCCUGGGGCCCCACUGCCAGGAGCAGCUUUUGGCACUGCUGCAAGCACUGGGGCGCGUGUCUCUAAGGCCACUGGAGCUGCGGCGUCUGCUGCGCCCCCCGCCGGGGCUGGACUCGGGGCUGGAUGGACCGGAGUCUGGGAAGGCCCGGCAUGCAGGUGCCAUCAUCCGGGCCUUGUCAGGCAUGGCCCGGCACCAGGGUCCCCCGCGAGCCCUGCGCUACUUCGACCUGACACCUGGCAUGGCGGGGAUUAUGGUGCCUCCUGUGCAGCGGUGGCCCGGACCCGGCUUCACCUUCCACGCCUGGCUCUGUCUGCACCCCGCCGCCCCAGCGCCGGCCAUGGCCCCCAGCCGGCCUCCCCAGCGAAAGCAGUUGUACAGCUUCUUCACCAGCAGCGGCUCGGGGUUUGAGGCCUUCUUCACGGCGUCCGGGACACUGGUAGUGGCCGUGUGUACCCGGAAGGAGUACUUGACCAUGAGCCUGCCCGAAGUGUCCUUUGCCGACUCUACCUGGCACUGUGUAGCCAUUGUCCAUGUGCCGCGCCGGGCCUUCAGCCAGAACCAGGUCCAUGUCUACAAAGAUGGCUAUCUGGUCAAGACAGCACCCCUUCGCUGCCCCUCCCUCUGUGAGCCUUUCUCCUCCUGCUGCAUCGGCUCUGCUGGGCACCGCACAACGACCACCACCAUGGGGCUGCCUGCGCCACCAGCCCCCGCUGCCCCGGCUCACACUCAUCCCUCCCUCAUGCGCUCCCAGUCAGUCCCAGCCACCACAGGGCUCGGCUGGGGCUCCGGGCUGGCGACCCCCCUGCAGGAGGGCAGCAUCAGCUCCACCCUCGCAGGCACUCAGGACACUCGGUGGGGCAGCCCCACGUCCCUGGAGGGGGAGCUGGGGGCCGUGGCCAUCUUCCAUGAAGCCCUGCAGAUGCAAGCCCUGCAGGCCCUGUGCACCCUAGGGCCCAACGAGACGGCACCUUUCAAGCCUGAGGGGGAACUGCAUGAACUUGGCACCAAGCUCCUCCUCCAUUACUCGCCUCAGGCCUGUAAGAACAACAUCUGCCUGGACCUGUCCCCUGGCCAUGGGCUGGAUGGCCGUCUGACGGGCCACAGGGUGGAGACCUGGGACGUGAAGGACGUGGUGAACUGUGUGGGAGGCAUGGGUGCACUGCUGCCCCUGCUGGAGCGAGUGGCUGCACAGCCCCAAGAGGCUGAGGCAGGCCCAGCCGAAACACAUGACCUCGUGGGGCCCGAACUGACUUCUAGCCACAACACCCAGGGCCUGAUUCUCCCCCUGGGCAAGUCCUCAGCAGAGGAGCGCAUGGAGAGGAACGCAGUGGCCGCCUUUCUGCUGAUGGUGCGGAACUUCCUGCAGGGCCACACUGUCAACCAGGAGAGCCUGGUCCAGUGCCAGGGGCCUGCCAUCAUCGGGGCCCUCCUGCGCAAGGUCCCCAGCUGGGCUAUGGACAUGAAUGUGCUCAUGUCUGCCCAGCUGCUGAUGGAGCAAGUGGCAGCUGAGGGCAGUGGGCCCCUCCUCUACCUGCUGUAUCAGCAUCUGCUCUUCAACUUUCACCUCUGGACGCUCAGCGACUUUGCUGUACGGCUUGGUCACAUCCAGUACAUGUCGAGCAUAGUCCGCGAGCACAGACAGAAGCUUCGCAAGAAAUACGGGGUCCAGUUCAUCCUAGAUGCCCUGCGCAUCCACUACAGCCCGCAGCGGGAGCGCCCCCUAGCGGCUGACGACCUGCGCACUGUGCAGACUUCACUCCUGGGUCUGGCCCGGGAGUUCCUGGUCCGGAGCUCCUCGGCUGACGACAUGCAGGUGGUGCUGAGCUUUUUGGCGGCGGCAGGUGAUGAUAGCCAGGUGGUGGGCGCCCUGGACCUGCUGCUGACCCUGCUGCAGUCCUCUCCGGCACAGGAGUCCUUAGCUGUCUUCCUACUCGAGCCAGGGAACCUUGAGGUGCUGUUGGCAUUGCUGGUGCGGCCAAGGUCACUGCCCCUGCUGCCCGACCGAGUCUGCAAGAUCCUGCGCAGACUGCAGCAGAACGAGCGCUUACCUGAGCGCAGCCGCCAGCGCCUCCGGCUGAGAGAGUGUGGCCUCCUGGGGCUCGUCACCUGCCUGCCCGAGGGGAUCGUUUCCCCCCAGCUCUGCCAGGGCCUCUACAGGCUGUUCCUGGGGGCAGAUUACCCCAACCUCUCAGAUCUGUUGGCUGUGGUGCAGCUGUCCCUGCAGGCUGACCUCAGUGUCCGCCUGGACAUUUGUCGCUUGCUCUUCCACCUCAUCUACGGACAGCCAGAAGUAGUGCAGCUCCUGGCCCGACAGGCCGGCUGGCAGGACGUGCUGACCCGGCUGUAUGUCCUGGAGGCCGCCACGGCCGACAGUCCCCUGCCUCUGACCCCAGAGGUGUCCACCUCCCCGGAGUCGGCCUUAUCCAAGCCGUCCACUGAGUCACCUGAGCCUUCCGAUGUUUUCCUGCCCUCCGAGGCCCCCUGCCCUGACCCUGACGCCUUUUACCACGCGCUUUCCCCCUUCUGCACACCUUUUGACCUGGGCCUGGAACGGGCCAGUGUGGGCUCGGGCAAUACUACUGGUGGCAGCAGUGGGACCCUCACUCCAGCCAGCCACCCCGGGACACCUUCCCCACUCGAUGGACCCCGGCCCUUCCCUGCUGCCCCUGGCCACCACAGCUCCAGUCUUUCCAACGUGCUGGAGGAUGGCAGCCUCCCGGAGCCCGCCAUCAAUGGAGAUAAUGCCUCUAAUACCAGCAAUCCGCAGCAAACCUCUGAGGAGGAGCUGUGCAACCUACUCACCAAUGUGCUGUUCUCGGUGACGUGGCGGGGGGUGACAGGCAGCGACGAGGCUGCCUGGAGGGAGCGUGGCCAGGUCUUCUCGGUGCUCACCCAGCUGGGGGCCUCAGCCACACUUGUCCGCCCCCCAGACUGCAUCAAGCGCAGCCUCCUGGAGAUGAUGCUGGAGUCAGCCCUGACGGACAUCAAAGAGGGGUCCCCUGGGGUCCUGGCCAGCCUUACGGAGCAGGCACUUUGGCUCCUGCGCCUGCUGCAGGACUUCCUGUGUGCUGAGGGCCAUGGCAACCAGGAGCUGUGGAGUGAAAAGCUCUUUGAAGGUGUGUGCAGCCUGCUAGACCGCCUGGGAGCCUGGCCGCACCUGGCCAAUGGCACGGCGGACCUGCGGGAGAUGGCACAGAUUGGCCUACGCCUGGUGCUCGGCUAUAUCCUGCUGGAGGACCCACAGCUGCACGCACAGGCCUACGUGAAGCUGCACUCGCUGCUGCAGACCGCGGUGCCCAUGCGCCGCGAGGAAGCCUGCUACGUGCUCUCCAAGCUCGAAGCUGUGCUCUCCCGGGCGCUGCACGCCCCCCCCGCCGACAUGGCAGCUGAGGGCGCGGAGCCCCCAGUUUUGUCCGCUGCCGCCAUGGAACGCUGCUCGUGGCUGGUGCCGCUGGUGCGCACGCUGCUGGAUCGUGCCUACAAGCCGCUGGGGCUGCAGUGGGGGCUGCCGUCCCUGCCACCCACCAACGGCAGCCCCACCUUCUUUGAGGACUUCCAGGCCUUUUGUGCCACGCCCGAAUGGCGCCAUUUCAUCGACAAGCAGGUCCAGCCCGCCAUGUCACAGUUUGAAAUGGACACUUACGCGAAGAGCCACGACCUCAUGUCAGGCUUCUGGAACGCCUGCUACGACACGCUCAUGAGCAGUGGGCAGCGGCGCCAGCGGGAGCGGGGACUUAGUCGUCGGGCCUUCCAGGAGCUGGUGCUGGAACCCGCGCAGCGGCGAGCGCGCCUGGAGGGCCUGCGCUUUGCGGCGGCCCAGAAGCAGCAGACCGCACAGCACUCCACCGCCCUGCUGCACUGGGGGGCGCUGUGGCGUCAGCUCUCCAGCCCCUGCGGGGCCUGGGCCCUGAGGGACCCGCCCACCCCUCACUGGAAGCUGUCCAGUGCAGAGACAUACUCUCGUAUGCGCCUGAAGCUGGUGCCCAACCAUCACUUCAAUCCCCACCUGGAAGCCAGUGCCCAGCGUGACAACCUGGGUGAGGCCCCCCUGUCGCCCACCGAGGAGACCUCACUACCUUUAGCGGUGACCAAAGAGGCCAAAGUCAGCACUUUGCCCGAGGAGCUGCAGGAAGACCAGCUAGGGGAGGACGAACUGGCUGCGCUGGAGACGGCGAUGGAGGCUGCAGAAUUGGACGAGCAGCAUGAGAAGCUGGUGCUGUCAGCUGAGUGCCAGCUAGUCACGGUGGUGGCCGUGGUCCCCGGGCUGCUGGAGGUCACCACACAGCACGUGUACUUCUACGAUGGCAGCACUGAGCGUGUGGAAACAGAAGAGGGCAUCGGCCAUGACUUCCGGCGUCCACUGGCCCAGUUGCGUGAAGUCCACCUUCGGCGUUUCAACCUGCGCCGUUCAGCGCUUGAACUCUUCUUCAUUGAUCAGGCGAACUACUUCCUCAACUUCCCAUGUAAAGUGGGCGGGUCCACAGCUUCAACUCCUUGCCAGGCCCCCAGGACCCAACCCCGCCCCAUCCCACCCCACACCCAGGUACGGAACCAGGUAUACUCAUGGCUCCUGCGCCUGCGGCCCCCUAGCCAAGGCUACCUGAGCAGCCGCUCCCCCCAGGAGAUGCUACGUGCCUCUGGCCUCACUCAGAAAUGGGUACAGCGUGAGAUAUCCAACUUCGAGUACUUGAUGCAACUCAACACCAUUGCGGGACGGACUUACAACGACUUGUCUCAAUACCCUGUGGUGAGGGUCGGCUGCGUACCCCACCCCUGCCCCUCUGGUCUGCCAGCCCUGGUUCCCCCAAGCGCAGGCAACCCUGAGCCUGGACCUGGGUGGGCGCUGCCUCUUCCUGCCUGCCUCCCAUACCCAGCCGUCCUCCUAGUCUCUAGUCUUCCCAGAGGGACUCCUGCUCCAGGACAGUCCAUCCUGGUCCUCUGUAUCCCCCCCCCGCCCCUACCGAGUGGUUCAUCCCCGUCUUCUGAGGGUGAGGGACAGGGUGGGCAGCUAGGUCAUCAGGGCCUUCAUGCAUCCCCUGCCCGGGUGGGCGGCCAGUUCCCCUGGGUCCUACAGGACUACGUGUCCCCAACCCUGGACCUCAGCAACCCCGCCGUGUUCCGGGACCUGUCCAAGCCCAUCGGUGUGGUGAACCCCAAGCAUGCCCAGCUCGUGAGGGAGAAGUAUGAGAGUUUUGAGGACCCAGCUGGCACGAUUGACAAGUUCCACUACGGCACCCACUAUUCCAAUGCAGCGGGCGUGAUGCACUACCUCAUCCGCAUGGAACCCUUCACCUCCUUGCACGUCCAGCUGCAGAGUGGCCGCUUUGACUGCUCUGACCGGCAGUUCCACUCUGUGGCGGCAGCUUGGCAGGCCCGCCUGGAAAGCCCUGCUGAUGUGAAGGAGCUCAUCCCAGAGUUCUUCUACUUCCCCGACUUCCUGGAGAACCAGAAUGGCUUUGACCUGGGCUGUCUCCAGCUGACCAACGAGAAGGUGGACGACGUGGUGCUACCCCCCUGGGCCAGCUCCCCUGAGGACUUCAUCCAGCAGCACCGCCGGGCUCUGGAGUCAGAGUACGUGUCCGCCCACCUGCACGAGUGGAUCGACCUCAUCUUUGGCUACAAGCAGCGGGGUCCAGCGGCAGAGGAGGCCCUCAAUGUCUUCUAUUACUGCACCUAUGAGGGGGCUGUGGACCUGGAUCAUGUGGUGGACGAGCGAGAACGGAAGGCUCUGGAGGGCAUUAUCAGCAACUUUGGGCAGACCCCCUGUCAGCUGCUGAAGGAGCCACAUCCAGCUCGGCUGUCAGCGGAGGAAACAGCCCAACGCCUUGCACGUCUGGACACUAACUCACCUAGUAUCUUCCAGCACCUGGACCAGCUCAAGGCCUUCUUCGCAGAGGUUGUCAGUGACGGCGUGCCCUUGGUGCUGGCCCUGGUUCCGCACCGGCAGCCCCACUCCUUCAUCACCCAGAGCUCCCCAGACCUGCUGGUGACCGUGAGCGCCAAUGGGCUGCUGGGUACCCACAACUGGUUGCCCUAUGAUCGCAACAUAAGCAAUUACUUCAGCUUCAGCAAAGAUUCCACCAUGGGCAACCCCAAGAUGCAGCGACUACUGAGCGGCCCCUGGAUUCCAGACAGUGGCGUGAAUGGGCGAGCCCUGGCAGUGGCCCCUGAUGGAAAGCUGCUGUUUAGUGGUGGCCACUGGGACAGCAGCCUGCGGGUGACUGCCUUACCCCGGGGCAAGUUGUUGAGCCAGCUUCACCACCACCUUGAUGUAGUGACCUGCCUUGCACUGGACACCUGUGGCAUCUACCUCAUCUCAGGCUCCCGGGACACCACAUGCAUGGUGUGGCGGCUCCUGCAUCAGGGUGGCCUCUCCAUAGGACUGGCGUCAAAGCCUGUGCAGGUCCUCUAUGGGCAUGAGGCUGCAGUGAGCUGCGUGGCCAUCAGCACAGAACUUGACAUGGCUGUGUCUGGAUCUGAGGAUGGAACUGUGAUCAUCCACACUGUCCGCCGUGGCCAGUUUGUGGCAGCACUGAGGCCCCCUGGGGCUGCGUUGCCUGGACCAGUAUCCCACCUGGCGCUGGGGUCUGAGGGCCAGAUUGUGGUACAGAGCUCGGCAUGGGAACGUCUAGGGGCACAGGUCACCUAUUCCUUGCACCUGUACUCAGUGAACGGGAGGCUGAGGGCUUCACUUCCUCUGACAGAGCAGCCCACAGCCCUGGCAGUGGCUGAAGACUUUGUUCUGUUGGGCACUGCCCAGUGUGCCCUGCACAUCCUCCACUUGAACAAACUGCUUCCGGCGGCGCCUCCUCUGCCCAUGAAGGUGCCCAUUCGCAGCGUGGCUGUGACCAAGGAGCACAGUCACGUACUCGUGGGCCUGGAGGAUGGCAAGCUGAUCGUGGUGGGCGCCGGGCAGCCCUCUGAGGUGCGAAGCAGUCAGUUCGCGCGGAAGCUGUGGCGGUCCUCGCGGCGCAUUUCCCAGGUGUCCUCCGGGGAGACCGAGUACAGGCCCGAAGAGGCUCGCUGAGAGCCUGCCUGGGCCCGCAGCUCGGCUCCGCCCCGCCAGGCCCAGCCCCGCGGCGAGGACACAGACAUUGGCCCGCACUCGGGGGUGGGCAGACCACUCCCGCCCAGCUCAGGGAUUGGUGGGCAGAGUCACUCCAGGAAGCCCCGCCCCUCGCCGGCAGAGGGGCCGCCAGGAGUUCCAAGGGACCUCGGGCCCGCACAGCACUUUUUGCACAGCCUGGUCGGGGGCGAGGGGUGCCUAGGUUUCUAAUUCCCUGGUCGGCCCUGGUAGAACACCGGCCGGGCUAUGGCCUUAAUCCUAAAGGCGCCCCCCCCACACCACCCCCAUCGCCUUCUUGGCAAUAAACAUG
Molecule: messenger RNA, 8492 nt
Organism: Condylura cristata (star-nosed mole)
Lineage: Eukaryota; Metazoa; Chordata; Mammalia; Eulipotyphla; Talpidae
Gene: NBEAL2
Product: neurobeachin-like 2
Exons: 49
Coding region: 185-8143 (2652 amino acids)
Biological process (GO): intracellular protein localization
Cellular component (GO): membrane; cytosol
Molecular function (GO): protein kinase binding
Source: RefSeq, a predicted model, not a curated record